This is a messenger RNA of Drosophila innubila, 901 nucleotides long. RefSeq lists its product as uncharacterized. The record is from RefSeq and is a predicted model, not a curated record. The transcript is spliced from 3 exons. Lineage: Eukaryota; Metazoa; Arthropoda; Insecta; Diptera; Drosophilidae. The coding region runs from base 42 to 851 and encodes 269 amino acids.
UGUGUGUUAAUAAAAUUUAAGUGAAAAGUUAAACAAUAGCCAUGGAUGAUGUGCGUCCACUGCAAUAUGAUAUCAAAUGGGAUGUAUGGGAGGGAAUGCCUAUUACAGAUAUCCAUUUCAAAAACUAUAACAUUGUCAUUGACUUUAUGUGGAAGAACUCAUUUUUGCAGAAUAUUGUGUUUAAGGGCGUGGGACUGCAUGAAAUGGAUGGUAUGAAGGAGAUCUAUACGGAUUAUUGUAUGCACAUUUUACGUAAUGAAUGUUCCGUUAUGAUGAUGAAUCGGGAAGAAACACAAAUCGUUGCCGUCGCUCUGCUUGAAUGGAUGACGGAUGAAUGGCAUUCUUGGAUUUUUCUGCCUUCGACUGUUUCGAAAGGUCUAUUUCAGGAGCUCAUCCUAUUGAAGAAAGAACUGAUGAAAAACGUUAAGCUUAGUUUAGAAUUGGAUAACUUUGACUGCUUAAUGGUACAUGAAGUGGGCUUCCCAGAGGAUUUGUUUAGCAAUAAUGAUUUUCAGAUCUGCAUCUUCGAUGUCUUUGGUGCGGUGGCACAGCAUAUGCAUAUGCCUCGGGUUUGUUUUAUAGCUCUGACAAUGAGGGAACAAUUUGCCGCUGAGAUGGCUGAAUAUGCCGAAUAUGGUAGAUCUAUAUACUCUAUUUAUAAGGUCGGCAGUCAGCGACCAUUCGAUGUCCUGCGCGACUUGGAUGAAAUGUAUGCGUUGCUCUUUAUGCUACCCCUAGAUCCGAUCUUGAUCUAUGAAAAUAUGCCCGGUUUUGAGGCAUUCCAGGAGGCUCUGAAAGCCAAAGAGCGCAAAGAACGAGAGGAAGAGUUAAUGCGACUGAAUGAAAUGUGAUGCUAUGUAAUACUUUUUGUAGAAUCUUUUUAAUGAAUAUUUGUGAAUAU